AGACUUCCAGCACUCGCAAAUGAAAGUUAAUAAAGUAAGAAGAUAGUUUGAAUUUUGCGCUGAAGCAGCAUGUCCACUGGGGAAUCAGUGAGAGAAAUUAUUUUUCCCACAUAUUGAGAUGUUGGAAGCACUAGCUCAACUUUGGUUGCAAGGAUUUCUGAUCGAGGAAAUUUCAAUAGAGCUUUUGUUAAUUAAAUUUUAAAUAUUUUUCAUUAUUCUAUUCACGACGAAUAAUUUAUUUUUUCUAUUUAUUAUUCACUUGAAAGUAUAUCGUCUGCCAAAUCUGAAAUCUUUCAGAUGAUAUAACAGCUGUUUCUUCCUGCAAGGCUGCAAGCCCUUGGACUUGACUACAGACACAGACGCUGCAAGCUCCAGCUCUACAUGCACAUUGCGACUGUCAUUAUCCUAUACAGUAUUCAGUAAAUCAAUACUUCGCCCUUUAAAUACAAUAUUUGGAUUACCUGCUUUUAAAAAUUAUUUCAAAAUUGAAAUUGUGCAAAAUUGAAUCUGGUGGGAUGCAUGAAGACGAGAGGGUGGUUGAAGAGCUUGAAGCGCUCAAAGCUAUACUCAUGGACGAAAUAAUCAUAAAAACUGAUGACAGAGGCUACGCAGUCGGUCUGGAGACAGACGUGCUGCCGUACACGGCACUGGACGUUGACCAGCAGUUUGUGCGCAUCACUCUGGACAUCAUUCUGCCGACCGGAUAUCCGGACCGAUCGCCCGCGGUCAGUCUGCGAAAUCCGCGCGGUCUCGACGACUCUACGCUCGAUGCGCUCAAACAGCAGAUCACCGACAAGUGCAACGAGUACCUCGGCCAGCCUGUCAUAUUCGAGAUUAUCGAGGUUGCAAAGGAGAACCUAACAGCGAGCAACGUGCCGUGCUGCGAGUGCUGCAUCUGCCUGUAUGGCUUCAGAGAUGGCGACCAGUUCACCAAGACCCAGUGCUAUCACUACCUGCACACCUACUGUCUGCACAAGCACCUCGACGCCUCUCUCGCCGCCUUCCACGACCAGCAGGCGUCGCUGCCGCUCUGGCAACGCACUCAGCGAUUUCAGGCAGUAUGCCCAGUAUGCAGAGCGCCGAUAACCUAUGCAGCGGGAGACCUGUCGGGGGCGGCUCCGCCCCAGGAGGUGGAGGAGGCACCGCGCAAGUUCGAGCCGACCGCCGAGUUGCGCCGCCUCCAGAAGGACAUGGCCGCCCUCUACCUGCGACAGAAGCAGCAGGGGGGCAUCAUAGUCGAGCAGGACAACACCAUCACUCUUGUCACUGUAAGCAGUAUGCCCAGUAUGCAGAGCGCCGAUAACCUAUGCAGCGGGAGACCUGUCGGGGGCGGCUCCGCCCCAGGAGGUGGAGGAGGCACCGCGCAAGUUCGAGCCGACCGCCGAGUUGCGCCGCCUCCAGAAGACAUGGCCGCCCUCUACCUGCGACAGAAGCAGCAGGGGGGCAUCAUAGUCGAGCAGGACAACACCAUCACUCUUGUCACUGUAACUCUCUUGAUUCUCUUGAUUGUAUUCUAUUAUGUUGUGUUACAGGCAGUAUGCCCAGUAUGCAGAGCGCCGAUAACCUAUGCAGCGGGAGACCUGUCGGGGGCGGCUCCGCCCCAGGAGGUGGAGGAGGCACCGCGCAAGUUCGAGCCGACCGCCGAGUUGCGCCGCCUCCAGAAGGACAUGGCCGCCCUCUACCUGCGACAGAAGCAGCAGGGGGGCAUCAUAGUCGAGCAGGACAACACCAUCACUCUUGUCACUGAUUCCAGCCAAAACGCAGCAGCUAACAGAUGACACAAAUCCGGCACAAGCCUCAUGUUACCAAACGAAACCAACAUCACAUGAUGCACAAGAUGCAGUUUCUAUGCAACUCCUGGUUGCAUUUUCGGUGCAGUUUCAAAGCAUUGCACUUCUACGUGUUGCAAUUAUCGUUAUAAAUGUCGUCAAGAUCCAACUAAUAUUCCUAAUCAGUGUGCUUACAACCUCUAUCCCAAACCCUGUGCUUACAAUGAAAAUCCUCAACCAUGUGCUUACAAUUUCUAUGUAAAUCCUAAACCCUGUGCAGAUGUAUCAACUAUUCCUAAACCCUGUGCUCACAAAUAUUCAUAUGUAAAUCCUAAACCCUGUGCAGUUCUAUCAACUACUCCUAAACCCUGUGCUUACAAUUUGUAUGUGAAUCCCAAACCCUGUGCUUAUAAAUAUGUCUAUGUAAAUCUUAAACCCUGUGCAGAUCUAUCAACUAUUCAUAAACUCGGUACUUACAAUUUCUAUUGUGAGAUUCCUUUCAUACUGUCAGAGUCGAAUGAAUGGAAAUCAUCUAUGUUACCUUCAAGGAAUCCUGACAGUAUGAAGCAAAUCUCUUUAUAUGAGGGCCAUAGAUUCUUUCCUAAUAUUAUAUUCUACAGUAAUUAUUAUUGCCAUAUUAUAUCAAUAUGUUUUUCGUUAAUUUACUUUCAUCAGGUAUUAAACAAAAAUGAGCAAUUCAAGAACUCUGUCACACUAUUCAAAUUAUUGUCACCAAUUUCGAACUUAUUAUCGUACAUUUUUAUGAUUUUUGUAUUUACUAUAAUAAUUGAUGUAAAAAGUGUUAUUUUUAGGUGUCGUCGCUUCGAAACUAUUCCAAUGAUAAAUGUUGUACUAAAUGUUGCCAUGUCAAAUUACAAAUAUGUUCUCUAGCAGGA
Molecule: messenger RNA, 2665 nt
Organism: Nilaparvata lugens (brown planthopper)
Lineage: Eukaryota; Metazoa; Arthropoda; Insecta; Hemiptera; Delphacidae
Product: E3 ubiquitin-protein ligase RNF25
Exons: 8
Coding region: 516-1778 (420 amino acids)
Biological process (GO): protein ubiquitination
Cellular component (GO): nucleus
Molecular function (GO): protein binding; ubiquitin protein ligase activity
Source: RefSeq, a predicted model, not a curated record